UGUUUCGUGUCCAACAAAGUGCUGUGGUUGGCAGUUACCAAGAAGAAAAACCGACACUUCUGAGAAUGUUUAUUUUGCUGCAUUGUUAACCUUCUUUUCAGUUUUUGAAAGCUUUUGCGGGUAUAUAAAAGUGGCGUAUAAACGGAGUCAGAAGGUGAUUCCGUUGUCGGACGGUGCUGGGACGCUUUGUGGAGGAGCAAGUUUUUUUUUUUCUUCGUUCAAUAAAAAAGGCAGACGUGCUGCCAUAAGAAAAAAAAAAAAAAAAAAAAAACAGAACCAGGACCUAGCAACGAGUCGGCAAGUCAGCAAGACCUGGGAGAACCACGACACUGCCGCUUCAGCGCCACGGGGAGUCGGGGCCCGAGAGGGAGCCUGCCAGGCCCUUUGGCUUGAUGCACCCAGCCUGCCUUACCUUAACCACCACAGUCCGAGAUGGGGGAAACCAAAAUUAUCUACCACCUCGACGACCAGGAGACGCCGUAUCUUGUGAAGCUGAAUGUCCCGGCGGACAAAGUCACCCUCGCAGACUUCAAAAAUGUCCUCAAGAAACCAAAUUACAAAUUCUUCUUCAAGUCUAUGGACGAUGACUUUGGGGUUGUAAAGGAAGAAAUAUCCGAUGACAACGCUAAGCUGCCCUGUUUCAAUGGACGUGUGGUGUCAUGGCUGGUUUCUGGAGACGGCGCUCACACAGAUUCAGGCUCAGUGGCUGAUAGCACAGAGCCAACACCACCUUUGGAGAGGACCGGGGGCAUUGGAGACUCGAGACCACCUUCCUACCAUGGGAAGGCAGCGAGCGGGCGGGACAGUUUGGACAAUGACACAGAAACCGGCUCCAUGGCGUCGCAAAGGAGAGAGAGGGAGAGGCCGAGACGGAAGCACACAAACGAUCACGGUGGGAGACAGAACGGAUACACUCCCCGAGCGAUGGGACGCAGAGGAGCCGAGUACGACAGCUGCUCAUCCUUCAUGAGCAGCGAGCUGGAGUCUACUUCCUGCUUCGAUUCAGAGGACGAUGACGCAACCAGCAGAUUCAGUAGUUCGACUGAGCAGAGCUCAUCUAGACUAAUGAGACGACACCGCCGCCGCCGGCGGAAACCGAAGGCGUCUAACAUGGACAGGUCUUCAUCAUUCAGCAGCAUCACAGAUUCCACCAUGUCGCUGAACAUCAUCACUGUAACGCUCAACAUGGAGAAAUACAACUUCCUGGGCAUCAGUAUUGUGGGUCAGAGUAACGAGAGGGGAGAUGGGGGCAUCUACAUCGGCUCCAUCAUGAAGGGAGGAGCUGUGGCUGCAGAUGGACGUAUAGAGCCUGGGGACAUGCUGUUACAGGUGAACGACAUAAACUUUGAGAAUAUGAGUAACGACGAUGCGGUCAGAGUACUACGGGACAUUGUGCACAAACCAGGCCCCAUUACUCUCACUGUUGCAAAAUGCUGGGACCCAAACCCCCGAAGCUGCUUUGCUCUGCCCCGAAGUGAGCCCAUCCGGCCCAUUGACCCAGCUGCGUGGGUGUCCCACACUGCUGCUAUGACUGGGGUCUACCCUCCUUAUGGCAUGAGCCCUUCCAUGAGCACCGUCACAUCCACCAGCUCCUCCAUCAGCAGCUCGAUCCCUGAAACUGAGCGAUUCGAUGACUUCCAUCUCUCAAUCCACAGCGACAUGGCAACGGUUGCUAAAGCUAUGGCCUGUCCAGAGUCAGGACUGGAGGUGCGGGACAGGAUGUGGCUCAAGAUAACCAUCGCUAACGCCUUUAUCGGUUCUGAUGUGGUGGACUGGCUCUUUCACCACGUCGAAGGCUUCUCAGACCGCCGUGAAGCACGGAAAUAUGCGAGCAAUCUGCUGAAAGCUGGCUACAUCCGACACACUGUCAACAAGAUCACCUUUUCUGAACAGUGCUAUUAUAUCUUUGGAGACCUCUGCGGCAAUAUGACCCACCUGUCCCUCCAUGACCACGAUGGCUCCAGUGGGGGUGCCUCAGACCAGGACACCGUACCUCCUCUGCCUCACCCAGGGGCAGCUCCUUGGCCUAUGACCCUUCCUUAUCAGUUUCCUAUUCCCCAUCCCUACGACCUUCCCCAGCCUUUCCUUGGCGGGCCAGGCGCUGGCAGCGCAGGGAGCCAGCACAGUGGAAGCAGCGGUUCCAACUGCAGCAAGAACGAGGGUCGGAAGUCUGGCGGCAGUGGCAGCGAAUCGGAGAUCAGGAGCCACCGAGCUCCAAGUGAGCGCUCAGCGGCGCCCCCCAGUGAGCGAAGCAUCCGGAGCUCCCUCAGCCAUCGCAGCGUCAACUCCCACUCUAUGGCCUUUGGGCCUGGCCUCGUCUAUGGCCCCCCAGGCCUCCCCCCCCAGCCCGCACAUUUGUCUACUGCUGCACCUGGCGCCCCUCAAGGCAGAGAGAUAACCUCUGUGCCCCCUGAGCUUACGGCCUCACGUCAGUCUCUGCGUAUGGCUGUGGGCAACGCUGGAGAGUUCUUUGUUGAUGUGAUGUGACAUUGGGUUGUAGUUGGAUAACAAAGUAGCAGAUUUGAUAUUGUUUUGCCAAAAGGAUAAGAAGGACGACGUGGCAGAGCAAGAAGCAGUCAAGAUAGCAUAAAGCUAAAACCCAAGGCCUUGAUUACACUAAAGCAGAAAUGGAACCAACCCAGUCUUGCAUGCUAAGAAAAAAAUGCUCAUCCUCCCCUGUGUUUCUCCUCCUUUUAAUAAUUCCCAUACUUUCUUCAGUGAAGAAACGCCCUCACUCAACACGGAACCAAAGUGUCUUUCUCAGUGUCUGCUUCACAGAGGGGAAAAGUUUGUUUAAGGGGAGAGCAGGGUUGUCUAGUUAAAAACUGAGAAGAUGACUCGGCGCAUUUCCACAUGGAUGUUUUUGAUUUGUUCUGCUCUGUACUCCUACCUCUCCCAUUCUUUAUCUGUUUUUUUGUCCUUCCCCCACCCUUGUCCACGUCAAAACUGAGAGAGAAAAAAGGUUUCUCUCGUUUUUCGUUCCCACUUGCUGACCUCUAUCAAGAAAACAAAACGUACAAAGCUGAAGUGAACAAUAACCUUUAUUCAGAUGUUUAAGAGAUAUGCUUGACAUAAGAAAGAUCAAAACUUUUGUAUGUAGGGUUGCAGUCUUUUUUUACUGAAAAAAUGCAUUUGUUAUAUGCAUAGUUGGUCAAAAACUAGUUUCAUUUUUAAAAGUUUAACAUGAACAUUUUAGCUCCAAGAGUAAUUUUUUACACUACAUUUGUUAAAUUUCCAUCUGCUAACCAGAAAAUCUUCAGUCUUGUGAUAAUGUAAAGUGGAAAAAAAAUCUUGUCUUUCACACUACUUUUAUCAAGGAAAAUGACUUUUUAUUUAUAAAUAUAGUUUUAUGACAUAAUUA
Austrofundulus limnaeus is the source of this 3361-nucleotide messenger RNA. RefSeq names its product segment polarity protein dishevelled homolog DVL-3. Gene Ontology annotation, molecular function: frizzled binding. Gene Ontology annotation, cellular component: cytosol. The record is from RefSeq and is a predicted model, not a curated record. Gene Ontology annotation, biological process: intracellular signal transduction; canonical Wnt signaling pathway. Lineage: Eukaryota; Metazoa; Chordata; Actinopteri; Cyprinodontiformes; Rivulidae. The coding region runs from base 433 to 2487 and encodes 684 amino acids. The transcript has 15 exons.